This is a messenger RNA of Rhipicephalus microplus (southern cattle tick), 1890 nucleotides long. RefSeq lists its product as uncharacterized. Lineage: Eukaryota; Metazoa; Arthropoda; Arachnida; Ixodida; Ixodidae. The record is from RefSeq and is a predicted model, not a curated record.
AUGCGCGAACGAUAUUCGACCACCAUCACGCAAAGUGAAUUCGUGCCACCGCAUUACAAGAGGAGAGAGUACCUCACCGGCUUCUCUGGGGAAACGGGUACUGCGGUGGUGCUGAUGGACUUUGCCGCCCUGUGGGUGGAGAGUCGGUACAUUCUUCAGGCCGAGGAAGAGCUGGACUGCAACUGGGUCCUCAUGAACGGCGGCCAGCCAGACGUGCCGGUCAUCGACGAGUGGCUCAAGAGCAACCUGCGCGGAAGCUCACGGGUUGGCGUCGACUCGCGCGUCGUGCCUUUCCAGGAGUACCGCAAGAUGGAAGAGAAUCUCCACCCCUUCGGCAUUGAGCUGGUGGGCGAGCCACGCCAUCUCGUGGACGAGAUAUGGACACCCAUGGAAGGCAGGCCUUACGAGUCUAACAGCAGCAUUGUUGUUCACAGCGUGGAGUUUGCCGGUGAGAGCUGGCAGGACAAGGUUCGCAAAGUGCGCGAAUUCCUGAAGAAAUCUGGUAUCGACGCCAUUCUAAUAACGGACCUCGGGGAAAUUGCGUGGCUGUACAAUAUGCGCGGCAACGACGUUCCUUACACUCCCGUCUUCGAAGCUUUCGUUUUCCUGUCUCAAGAUGAACAAAGGUUGUACGUCAGCGCACGAAAGUUGACGUCUGAGGUCCGCAACUACCUCAUCAUGGAAGACUGCAACAACUGGGCCUGUGUGCAGUGGAGAGACUACAAGCUUGUUUACAACGAGAUGAACAUCAAUGGGAACGCAGUGAACAGACUGCUGGUCUCGCCCUUCUGCAGUUACGCAAUAUGCGGCCACAUUGACGUUGACAAGCUGGUCGUCAGUGAGGCACCAAUAAAGAUGAUGAUGACUGUGAAGAACAACAUCGAACUGCGGGGACUGCGGAAUGCUCACUUGAAAGACUCUAUUGUGUUUGUGACCCUGCUGGCUCAUAUGGAGAGGGACUACUUGACCAAAAAGCCAUGGACAGAAGCACGGGUCGUCUACGAGCUGGAGCGGUUAAGAAGCCACCAACAGCACUACCGGGGCGAGAGCUUCGGCAGUGUUGCGGCAGUGGGACCCAACGCCGCAGUUCCGAACCACCACUACCGCAACGGGUCCGGCAUGUACAUCAGCAACACCAGCCUGGUACUCAUUGACUCCGGGGCGCAGUACCUUGACGGUACCACGGAUAUUGCGAGGACCAUACAUUUGGGAACGCCGACUGACUUUGAAAAAGAGGUCUACACGAGAGUGCUCAUCGGCAUGAUCGACUUGUUCCUGACAAUUUUUCCCGAAGGAACCAAAGAUGGUGCCUUGGACGUGGUGGCCAGGCGGUCCCUGUGGAGCGUAGGCCUAAACUUUCUGCAUGGCGUCAGCCAUGGGCUAGGAUCUUACAUGCUGGCUCACGAACAUCCACCAUUGAUAUCUCCGUUCAGUAAAGGAUAUCCCCUCUUGGCAGGAAUGGUCCUGUCGAAUGAGCCCGGUUACUACGAGGAAGAGCGGCUUGGAGUUCGUCUUGAAACGACGAUGCAGAUCACGCCGUUUAACACUACUUACAGGUUCAUGUCCCAGAAGUUUUGCAAGUUUGAACCCAUCACGUUCGUGCCUUUCCAAGCGGGCCUGAUCAAGUGGGAGCUGCUGAGCAAGGCACAGCUGGACUGGCUGAACGACUACAACGCCCGCAUCCUGGACGUGGUGGGAAGCGAGCUGAAGAGGAUGAAGAAGCACGAAGUGUUGUCUUGGCUGCAAGCACGAACCUUCCGCGUCGAGAUGAAGAACGGCUCGACGCCCGUUCUUCGCGUGGCCGGACACCACGGCCUGCUGACGCACGAGGGCCCAACCGGACACCACCACGUCGGACACUCCGCCGGCCAGAGGCCAUUUGUUCCAUGA